Molecule: messenger RNA, 411 nt
Organism: Vicia faba (fava bean)
Lineage: Eukaryota; Viridiplantae; Streptophyta; Magnoliopsida; Fabales; Fabaceae
Source: the annotation of a GenBank genome assembly
AUGUAUGGUAGUCGUUUGACUCGGGAAUCCCUUCGCCCAGCUAGAUCGUCCGUGCCUGGCUUAAGUAUUUGGCCUGGUACGCAGUCCAGUCCUCUUCUCCGGAUACCUCCAUUGAAUCAUGGUGAGAUAAAACCACCAAAAGCUCUGACUUCAAGUUUUAGUUUAGGUGGGACCUGGGUCUCUGGAGGCUUUACUGGUCAAGACUUCUUGGUCUUUGCUCGUGGCCUAAACCAACCACGGGCAAGGAGAGGUGUGGUGCUCCAGGCUUUAAAGAAGAAAGACCAGGCUUCAAGGGCUUUAGCUUUGAGGAAAGAAAGAUCCCAAGCUUAUGCUGAAUUUAGAGUGGAUGUGCCUUGGUCUUCUGUGAGUUCCAGAGAUUUAGAUCAAGGUAGUUCAGUUCUACGAGGCUAA